Gavialis gangeticus (Gharial) is the source of this 3094-nucleotide messenger RNA. It is a transcript of the gene SOBP, whose product is annotated as sine oculis binding protein homolog. Gene Ontology annotation, cellular component: nucleus. Bases 336 to 2999 code for a protein of 887 amino acids. Gene Ontology annotation, biological process: animal organ development. Lineage: Eukaryota; Metazoa; Chordata; Crocodylia; Gavialidae. The record is from RefSeq and is a predicted model, not a curated record. The transcript has 8 exons.
UGCUCAGUGGCGCUCGCUCCCGUCCACAGACUCGCACUCACGCACACGCUCGCUCGCUCGCUCCCUCUGCCUCACACACACACACACCACACACACACGGGUCUCUCCCUCGCUCAUGUAGGCAGACGGGGAGACAGAAGAUGGCUGCUGACUCGACAGGGCAUCCAAAACCCAGCCCGGCUGCAUCCCCCGACCCUCCCACAGCUGCCUGCUCCUCCGACACUCACUGACGCCUUCUCCCGGCCCUGAGCCCCCCCCUCCCCGCACACUCUUCUCCUUCCCAACCACCCUAGAACACCAGCAGCCAUUUCAUCUCUACCCACUAGACACAAAAAAUGGCAGAAAUGGAGAAAGAAGGGAGACCUCCAGAAAAUAAACGAAGCAGGAAGCCGGCUCACCCGGUGAAAAGGGAAAUCAAUGAAGAGAUGAAGAACUUUGCAGAAAACACUAUGAAUGAGCUCCUUGGCUGGUAUGGUUAUGAUAAGGUUGAAUUGAAAGAUGGAGAAGAUAUCGAAUUCAGGAACUACUCUGCAGAUGGGGAGAGUCGGCAGCACAUUUCUGUUCUCAAAGAAAAUUCUUUGCCAAAACCAAAAUUACCUGAGGACAGUGUUAUUUCACCGUACAAUAUAAACACAAGCUAUCCAGGGCUUGCUACAGGAAAUGGACUUUCAGACUCACCAGCAGGGUCAAAGGAUCAUGGGAGUGUACCCAUUAUUGUACCAUUAAUUCCACCACCUUUCAUAAAGCCACCAGCAGAAGAUGAUGUGUCAAAUGUACAAAUAAUGUGUGCCUGGUGCCAGAAAGUGGGAAUCAAGCGCUAUUCCCUGAGUAUGGGAAGCGAAGUGAAAUGUUUCUGCAGCGAGAAGUGCUUUGCAGCUUGCCGAAGAGCUUAUUUCAAGAGAAACAAGGCUAGAGAUGAAGAUGGACAUGCUGAAAAUUUUCCCCAGCAGCACUAUGCUAAGGAAACUCCAAGGCUUGCCUUCAAGAAUAACUGCGAACUACUUCAUUCCCGGCACAAAGGAGGGAAGCUAAAACCUACCUACGCAGUAUGUGACUGGUGUAAGCACAUAAGACACACAAAAGAGUAUCUGGAUUUUGGGGACGGGGAACGAAGGCUUCAGUUCUGCAGUGCAAAAUGUCUCAAUCAGUACAAAAUGGACAUUUUCUACAAAGAGACACAGGCCAAUCUUCCAGCUGGACUGUGCAGCACAUUACAUCCUCCAGUCGAAAAUAAAGCAGAAGGCACUGGGGUGCAGCUGCUGACUCCAGAUUCUUGGAAUAUACCGCUAGCAGAUGCUCGGAGAAAGGCCCCAUCCCCAGUGUCUGCAGCUGGCCAAAUUCAAGGUCCUGGACCAUCAGCGUCUACCACUGCCUCUCCGUCUGACACUGCCAACUGCUCUGUCACUAAAAUCCCCACGCCAGUUCCUAAAUCUAUUUCCAUCAAUGAGAAUCCAAAUAUUCCACCCGUUUCUGUUCAGCCACCUGCUAGCAUUGUGCCUCCAAUUGGUGUCCCACCUCGAAGUCCUCCCAUGGUGAUGACAAACCGCGGGCCAGUUCCUCUGCCCAUAUUCAUGGAACAGCAAAUUAUGCAGCAAAUCCGUCCACCAUUUAUUCGAGGGCCACCUCAUCAUGCUUCAAAUCCUAAUAGCCCCUUGUCCAAUCCAAUGAUUCCUGGAAUUGGUCCACCACCAGGUGGUCCCAGAAAUAUGGGUCCCACCUCUAGCCCCAUGCACAGGCCAAUGCUAUCUCCUCAUAUUCAUCCCCCAACAACACCUACCAUUCCUGGAAAUCCUCCAGGCUUACUACCCCCUCCCCCACCAGGGGCUCCUUUGCCUAGUCUUCCCUUUCCCCCUGUCAGCAUGAUGCCAAAUGGUCCUAUGCCUUUGCCACAGAUGAUGAACUUUGGGUUGCCAUCCCUUGCCCCUCUGGUGCCGCCCCCAACCCUGCUAGUGCCAUAUCCUGUCAUUGUUCCGCUACCUGUACCCAUCCCUAUUCCCAUUCCCAUCCCUCACAUCAAUGAUUCCAAGCCCCCCAAUGGCUUCUCCAGCAAUGGUGAAAACUUCAUUCCAAGUACCUCCAGCGAUACGCCUGGAGCAAAGCCAUCAAAUAACUCUACGUCCCCUCGAGAUUCAAAGCAAGGGCCCUCUAAAUCCUCUGACUCAUCACCAAGCUGCUCAGGCCAGUCCUUAAAUCAAGCUCAACUGCUCCAGGAGCAUAAUAAAAAUGAAGUUGUUGAUUUGACUAUCAGAGCUAGUAGUCCAGUGAACAGUAAAUUUAGUUUUUCCAGUGUGCUACAGGGUCCACAGGAUGGUGUGAUAGACCUAACUGUGGGCCACAGGUCUAGGCUACACAAUGUUAUUCACAGGGCUUUACAUGCUCAAGUUAAAGUUGAACGUGAACCUAACAGUGUUGUAAAUUUGGCUUUUGGUAACUCAGAUAAAAGGAACUGCAGCGACUGCAGGGACAAUUGCAGCCCAGUUGAAACAAAAACAUUACCAUGCAGUGACCCAGCUCACUGUGGCCCUGUCUCACUGGCCUCCAGCACUUCAGGACUAGAAACCAGUGGCGCAGCUUGCAAUGUCAUUGUGAAUGGCACGAAGAGCACAGAGGGUUCUAAGAACUCAGAACAGUCUCAAGAGCAGAAAAAGCCUCCACCGCCAGAGGAGUCAGCUGUAAGUGAGUUGGAAUCUGUUAAAGAGAACAACUGUGCAUCCAAUUGCCACCUAGAGGGAGAGGCUGGCAAGAAGAUUGGGGAAGAACCUCUCCCUGGGGGAGACAAGCAAGACCCAAACCUUAACAACCCUGCAGAUGAGGACCAUGCCUAUGCUUUGCGGAUGCUACCCAAGACAGGUUGUGUGAUCCAGCCUGUGCCAAAACCAGCAGAAAAGACUGCGAUAGCACCAUGCAUAAUCUCAACGCCAAUACUCAGCACAGGGCCAGAGGAGCUGGAGCCACCAUUGAAAAGGAGGUGUCUCCGAAUUCGAAAUCAGAAUAAGUAAAGGAAUGCUCACUGACAGGGUACCUUGCAUGGAGAAAGGGAGCAGAGCAGAGCAACCCUUGUCACUUCACCAAAUGACACCAGCUGGUCCGCUCA